CGCGCAUUCCCCGUUCUCUGUCACGUCCAUCUAACGACAGUUUCUGCCUCUUAUCACCCACCCCACCUCGCAGAUUCUCCCAUCUUCCUCCUCGCCUCAUUGUUUGAGAUUAUCUCCUGUCUCUUCCUUCCUACGGGUAAUCUUUAAUCUUUCCAAACUGAAGCUAUCGCUUGAACACGAUCGAAAGCUUUGAAUUAUGGCGGUUCGCGCGCAGUUUGAGAACUCCAACGAGGUUGGCGUCUUCGCUCGUCUCACCAAUUCAUAUGCGGUUGUCGCUAUCGGAGCCUCGGAGAACUUUUACAGUGUAUUCGAGGCCGAACUCCAAGAUGUCAUCCCCAUUUGUCACGCUACUAUUGCUGGUACUAGGAUUGUUGGCCGUCUAACAGCGGGUAAUCGCAAGGGCCUUCUAGUCCCCACCACCACCACAGAUCAGGAACUGCAGCAUCUCCGGAAUACGCUCCCAGACUCGGUCAAGAUUCAACGGAUAGAAGAGCGUCUAUCAGCUCUGGGAAAUGUCAUCUGCUGCAAUGACCAUGUCGCCUUGAUACAUCCGGAUUUGGAGCGAGAAACAGAAGAAAUAAUCGCCGACGUCCUCGGUGUUGAAGUUUUCCGACAGACUAUUGCUGACAAUGUCCUGACGGGCUCAUACAUGGCUCUCUCCAACCAGGGCGGUAUCGUGCACCCCAAGACCUCCAUUCGUGAUCAGGACGAGCUCUCCUCUCUCCUCCAGGUGCCUCUCGUCGCUGGUAGUGUGAAUCGUGGUAGUGCUGUUGUUGGCGCUGGUAUGGUUGUCAACGAUUGGUUGGCCGUAACGGGCCUGGAUACGACAGCGACAGAAUUAAGUGUCAUUGAAAGCGUGUUCCGCUUAGGAGAAAUGGGCCCUCGCGGUGCCGGUAUGGGCAAUGCUCACAAGGAGAGCAUUGUGGAGAGUUUCUACUAGGUUGUCAUCAUGGGCGGUGUUAUUAUUUGGGAUUUAUUCACUCAGAAUUGUCGUAUAUUAAUGUG
This is a messenger RNA of Aspergillus pseudonomiae, 1005 nucleotides long. Its product is annotated as translation initiation factor 6. NCBI's taxonomy places the organism in Eukaryota, Fungi, Ascomycota, Eurotiomycetes, Eurotiales, Aspergillaceae. Bases 197 to 940 code for a protein of 247 amino acids. Gene Ontology annotation, molecular function: ribosomal large subunit binding. The transcript is spliced from 5 exons. Gene Ontology annotation, biological process: maturation of LSU-rRNA; maturation of 5.8S rRNA; cytosolic ribosome assembly. Gene Ontology annotation, cellular component: nucleolus; preribosome, large subunit precursor; cytosol. The record is from RefSeq and is a predicted model, not a curated record.